Paramecium tetraurelia is the source of this 8016-nucleotide messenger RNA. RefSeq lists its product as uncharacterized. NCBI's taxonomy places the organism in Eukaryota, Ciliophora, Oligohymenophorea, Peniculida, Parameciidae. Gene Ontology annotation, biological process: microtubule-based movement. The transcript is spliced from 6 exons. The record is from RefSeq and is a predicted model, not a curated record. Gene Ontology annotation, molecular function: ATP binding; dynein intermediate chain binding; dynein light intermediate chain binding. Gene Ontology annotation, cellular component: dynein complex.
AUGAUAUAUAUUUACUAUAAUAGAUAUUUAAGUGAAAUGAAUAGGAGUAAUGGUAUAUAUAUUGUUCAUAUCUUUUUACAGCCACAACCAUUAGUUUGGGUAUAAGUGAAGCAAUCUGGACAAAUUCCAGCACCUAGGUCGGGCCACACUUUUGUAACUGUUGGAAAAACGCACAUCCUUUUUGGAGGAUUGGAUAGUGAGAAAAAGCCAGAUGCAGAAAAGAAAAAUACAAAGAUAGCACCAAAUAAUUAAGUAUAUUCAUUGAGAGUAGCACCAAAUGUUUGUGAAUGGAAGUUAGUAUAAUGUUCUGGUGAUCCACCACUGCCAAGAACAAAUCAUGCAGCAUGCGCCAUUACUCCUGAGAAAAUGCUUAUUUUUGGUGGGUUCUACACAUCAAAUCUCCGUUUUAAUGACACAUUCAUCUUAAGAACUACAAAUUUCUAAUGGUCUCAACCACCCAAUUAAAAAAUUGGCGCACCAGAACCUAGAGGAAAUCAUUCAGCAACAUUUCAUAAGAACAAAGUGUAUGUUUUCGGAGGACAUGGAGGAGUUGGAUAUGCAACUAAAUCAUUCAAUGAUUUAUAUGUUUUAGAUUGUGAAAGUUUUGAAUGGUCACAAUUAGAACCUAGUGGAACACCACCUGACCCUAGAGGAGGACACAAUUCUUAAAUUAUGGGAUAGAAUGAUUUACUCAUGAUUUUUGGCGGAUGGAAUCAAAUUUCGCAAUUUUAAAAUGUCAUCAUAUAUGAUAUUAAUAAUAAUAGUUGGGUAGAUCCAGAAAUAUCACAUGAAAUACCUAAGUGGAAUAUGGCAGGUAUUAUGGUGCCAUCUAUUCCAUCAUGGAAAUAUUUCAUUUUUGGUGGACAAGUUGGUAACUUCGAAGAAGGUGGUAACAGAACAGCAAGUAGAUUAGUUGAUGAUACUUUUGUAUUGGAUGUAGAUGCUAAGAAAUGGUCUCCUGUGUAAUUAGAAGAAGAAAAACCAGUCAAACCUAAAACUAGAGAAUCAACUACUUUAAUUUAUGAUCCUUCAGAUUCUAGAAUUAUGAUGUUUGGUGGAUGGUCAAAUGCUUGGAUGAAUGAUAUUUAUGCAUUGAAUGUCUCAUCAAUUGUUGGACCUCCAUAUGCUAUCUAUUCAAUUAAACCAUGUUUAGGUCCAUUAACAGGAAAAACCAAAGUCUCUAUCACGGGAGAUGGAUUCAAGGAUUCCUAAAAUAUAAUUGUUAGAUUCUUUUCAGGAAAAGCCUCAGAGGAUGUUCAAGCAGUAUAUGUAAGUCCAACUGAAUUAACUUGUGAAACACCUUCAUAUGAAAAACAUGGAGCUAGAAAAUCUGAAGUUAAAGUCAGUAUUGACAGAUUAGAUUUCACUAUUAUGAGUCAAUUCUAUUCCUAUUUCUUAAACUCAAAGGCUGAAAAGUCAUUAAUGUUUGGACCAGGAGUGUUGAGAGAAAAUGCAAUAAAAACAGAUACAAUGUUCUAUAUUCAAACUAGAAAUUUGAAUAAUUAAAAUAGAGAAAGUGGUGCUGAUGAAUUUUAAAUUGAAAUUACUAGACCUGAUGUUUUAUCAGAAUUGGAAGAAGAAAGAUAAAGAGAAGCCAUUAGAUUAUAGUAAUUAGAGUAGAUGGAUCCUGAAGAGAGAGAAAGAAUUGAAUAAGAAUCUCAUAAGAAGAGAACUGUUAAGAGAAAGAAGGUUAAAUAAUAAUAAGAAGGAGAAGAAGGUGAAAAUUAAGAAUCUGAAUAUGAAGAAGUUGAAGAAGAGGUACCAUAAGAAAAAUCUAGAUUGUAAUUAUUAGAAGAAAAAGCUAACAUCAAAUAUUCUAUUCAUGAUAAUGAUGAUGGAUCUUAUAUUGUUAAAUAUUAAAUUGAAGAACCAUGUGAAGUUAUUGUUAAUGUUAAAUUAAAAAAUGAAAGAGGUGAAUUUAAUGAAAUUAGAGGUGCUCCUAAGAAAGCAUAAUUUUUAGAUGGUGUUGGAAUUAAAAAUAACCAAUAUACAGGCUAAUAAUUAGUUAAUUAUGUUACUAAUAAGAAUGAAGAAAUUAAUAAACUUAUUGACACAUCCAGAGAUAAUAUUAAUAUCAAAGAUAAGAAUAUCUAAGAAGAUGUCAAUAGUUUAUUAGAGGUUAUGGAGAAUCUUAAAAAGAUUUCAGAUGAAAAAGAAAACAUUCUUUUGUUAUUAGAUGAAAAUGAAUAAAUAUUAAGAACACUAGAAAAACAUGAUAUGAAAAAAGAAACAGAAAUCAAAAAAGUGAACAAGAUGUAAGAAGAAUGGAAAAAUUUAUUAAAGAUUUCAUAAACAGUUGAAAAAGACAUAAGUGGUCCAGUCAAAUAAGAAGCUGAUAAGACCAAAGAAAAGAUUAAGAAAUUCGAAGAAUAAUUAAAAGAAUAUUUACAAGGUCUUAAAAAAGAAACAUUUUAUUAAUAUAAAACUGGUAUUAAAGAUUCAUAAGAAAGAUUUACUGAAGUCUAAGCUUAAAUAGAUAAAUUCACAAAAACACUUUAAAAUUAUGAAUAUUAUUCAAAAAUGUUCAACUUCCCAGAUGAGGUUGUUGGUUGCUAAAAAAAUUUAGAUGCUAUCAAAUAAGAAGUAGCUGCUGUGUAAUUAUUAUGGGAACACAUCAAGAAAUGUGAAUAAAAAUUCUCAGAUUACAAGAGAUAUAAAUGGGCAACUAUAGAUCCAAAUGAUAUGGAAGAUGAAGUGAAAAAGCUUCGUAAAUUCUUAAUUGAUAUGAAGGGUAUCGAUAAAAGAUCAAAUGUAUUCACUGGUAUUAAUGAAGAUUUACGUAAAUGGGGUACUUUCAUUCCUUUAUUAACUGAAUUAAAAGAUCCAGCUAUGAAUACAACUGAUAGUAGACAUUGGAAAGAAGUCAAGGUUGUUGUAAAUCAAGACUUUGCAAUUGGAGAUGAUAUGGAAUUAGAUGUUAUUUGGAAUCUUAAACUUUUUGAUUUUAGAGAAAAAAUUGAAGAUAUCUCUGAAUAAGCAAAAUAAGAAUUAAAAAUGGAAAAGGGAAUUAUCAAGGUAGAUACAUUCUGGAAGGAUGUUCAAUUUGAAUUGUUGAAACAUAAGGAUACUGAUAUCAGAACUUUGAAAAUGUUGGAUGAACAUUUUGAAACCUUGGAAGAACAUUAAUUAUAGGUCAACAAUAUGUUAUUGAGUAAAAAGAUGUUGAAAAUUGGAAAUGAGGAUUUAGGAGCAAUUUAUGAUGUUAUUUAAUUGUUAUCAGAAGUACAAAAGACAUGGUCAUUUUUGGAAAACUUAUUUAUCCAAUCAGAAGAAGUCAAGAAGGAAUUACCUAAGGAAUCAGAAUAAUUUGUUGGAAUUGAUAAGAAUAUGAGAGAGAUUAUGGAAUCUGGUUGCUAAAUUAAGAUUAUCUUGAAGUUCUGUACAUAACCAAAUAUGUUGAAAUCAUUGGAAAAAAUAUAAGCUGAUUUGAAGGUCUGCGAAAAAGCAUUGAACGAAUUUUUGGAUUUUAAAGAAGAGCAUUCCCAAGAUUCUAUUUCGUUAGUGUCAAUGAUCUAUUGGAUAUUCUUUCAAAUGAUCUUCUAGGCUAUUGAUAAAUUAGAACUAUAAGAAAAUGAUAAUGAAAGACCAUUUGCUAAAAAGAUGAUUACAUGUGUUGGUCAAGAAGAAGUAUCUUUAGUUAAACCAUUGUAAUUGUUAAAUAAAGUUGAAACCUAUUUAUAAGCCAUGAUUGAUUCUAUGAUUGAUACUCUAAGAGAAUUAGCCAAGAAAUCAUUUGGAUGUUAUGAUUCUAAGACAUGCCAAUUACAAAUGGAUAGAAAAACUUGGAUUGAUUAAGAUCCAGCUUAAAUUGCUUUAUUAGUCAAUAAUAUUAUGUGGUCAGUUCAAGUAGAAGAAGCAUUUGGAAAAAUAGCUAAUGGAGACAUGAAUGCCCUUAAAGAUUAUUAUAAGAGAAGUGUUGAGGCUCUUACUGAAUUAAUUAGAUUUGUUAGAGGAGAUUUAACUAAAUCAUUAAGAUAAAAGUUGAUGUGUUUGAUUACUAUGGAUGCUCACUCAAGAGAUACUAUUGGUAAAUUGAUUGAUGAACAUGUUCGUAAACCAGAUGAAUUUUAAUGGCAAUCUUAAUUGAAAUUCUAUUGGGUCAAUAAUGAUGCUCUUAUUAGAAUUGCAGAUGCAUCUUUCAAUUAUUCAUAUGAAUAUUUGGGUAAUGGUCCAAGAUUGGUUAUUACGCCAUUGACAGAUCGUAUCUACGUCACAGCCACCUAAGCAUUGCAUUUAAAGAUGGGUUGUGCACCUGCUGGUCCUGCAGGAACUGGUAAAACAGAAACCACUAAAGAUUUGGCUAAUGCAUUGGCUAAAGCAUGCUACGUGUUCAAUUGCAGUUCAGAAAUGAAUUAUGAAUCUAUGGGUAAUAUCUAUAAGGGACUUGCUAGUUCUGGAUGUUGGGGUUGUUUUGAUGAAUUUAAUCGUUUAUUACCAGAAGUCUUGUCUGUCUGUUCAGUUUAAUUUAAGGCAGUCACUGAUGCUAUUAAACAAUAAAAAAAGACAUUUUUAUUCCCAGGAGGAGGUGAGAUUUCUUUAGAUCCAACUUGUGGUGUGUUUAUCACAAUGAAUCCAGGUUAUUUGGGAAGAGCAGAAUUACCAGAAGGAUUGAAAGCAUUGUUUAGACCAAUUACAGUGGUUGUUCCAGAUUUAGAAUUGAUUUGUGAAAACAUGUUGAUGGCUGAAGGAUUUGAAGAGGCAAAGACAUUAGCACAUAAAUUCGUUACUCUAUAUAUGUUAUGCAGAGAUUUACUAUCAAAAUAAUUGCAUUAUGAUUGGGGACUUAGAGCUAUUAAAUCAGUCUUAGUCGUUGCUGGUGGUUUCAAGAGAGCAGAAGCAAAUAUUGCAGAAUAGGCACUUUUGAUGAGAGCAUUGAGAGAUUUCAAUAUUCCAAAGAUCGCAUUUUAAGAUUUGGAUGUUUUCUCAGGAUUAUUAUCAGAUCUAUUCCCAAAUAUCAAUAUUCCAAGAAAGAGAGAUAUGGCAUUUGAAGGAAUCAUUGAAUAAGUUACAGCAGAAAAUAGAUUGGAUCCAGACCCCGAUUAUAUUUUGAAGAUUGUUCAAGCAUCAGAAUUAUUAGAAAUUAGACAUUGUAUUUUCGUAAUGGGUCCACCAGGAGCUGGUAAAUCAACUACAUGGAAAAUGUUGGCUAAAGCUUAAGAUAAGGCUGGUAAGAAGACAACAGUGGUUGAUUUAGAUCCAAAGGUCGUUAGUACUAGAGAUUUGUAUGGUUACAAUUUACCAACAAAGGAAUGGAAAGAUGGUUUAGUUUCAAAGGUUUUGAGAUCUCUAAGUGAAAUUCAAGAUGUUAAUCCUAAAUGGAUAUUACUUGAUGGAGAUUUAGAUGCUAAUUGGAUUGAGUCUAUGAAUUCAGUGAUGGAUGACAAUAAGAUAUUGACAUUGGCAAAUAAUGAAAGAAUUCCAUUGAAACCACACAUGAGAAUGCUUUUUGAAAUCAGAGAUCUUCGUUUUGCUACUCCUGCCACAGUGUCUAGAGCUGGUAUCUUAUAUAUUUCAGAUGACAAGGGGUAUUAAUGGAGAGCCUACGUGAAAUCAUGGGUUAAGAAUAACUUUAAUGAUGAUAAAUUUAAAUAAGAUUUACAAAAACUAUUUGAUAGAUAUAUUGAAGGUACUUUACUAUUCUUAAAGAAACAUUGUAAGACUUUGAUUCCAGUCAAUCCAAUUUCUAUGAUUAUCUCAUUAUGCAAAGCCUUAUUGCCAUUAUUAUAAGGAGAAGUGAAGAAUAUGGAAUAUCAUUUCGUGUAUUGCUGUGUUUGGGCUAUUGGAGGUGUUUUAUCUGAAAAAGACUCCAUUGAUUAUCGUAAAGAUUUCUCUAAUUGGUGGAAAGGUGAAUGGAAGACUUCAGUAAAAUUCCCAAGUAAGGGUACAGUAUUUGAUUACUUUGUUGAAUAAAAUUCAGAGAAUGUUAAAUUCGAUGAAUGGGCUAAAAGAUUAUCUAAUAUAGAUUUUGAUCCUUAAUCAAUGGUUAUGGGUAAUAUUACAGUGCCAACUAAAGAAACUUUGGCUACAAGUGAAUUAGUUAAAUAAUUUAUUUAUGUUUAACAGCCAGUUUUGAUGAUUGGUUAAUCCGGUUGUGGUAAAACUUAAUUGGCCAAAGGUAUUUUGAGAGAUAUCGUAAAAGCUCAACCAGAUAAUUUUACUUAUCAAUUGAUCAAUUUCAAUUAUUAUACUGAUUCAACAUAUUUAUAGGCACAAUUGGAACAAUAAUUGGAAAAGAAGGCAGGUAGACAAUUUGGACCUUAAGGAAAAGGAAAAUUAAUAUAUUUCAUUGAUGAUUUGAACAUGCCUUAAUUAGAUCCAUAUGAUACUUAGACAGCUAUAGCAUUGUUAAGAUAACAUGCAGAUUAUGGUCAUUGGUAUGAUUUAAGUAAAUUGAGUUUGAAGGAUAUCAUCAACACUCAAACAAUUGCUGCUAUGAAUCCAUCAGCUGGUUCAUUCUUUGUUAAUCCAAGAUAUCAAAGACACUUUUGGACUGUUUCAAUUCCUAUUCCUGACAAUGAAAGUUUGUUCUUAAUCUAUAACACAUUCUUAUCAGGACAUCUUAAGAGAUUUAAACCAGCUGUUUCUGAAAAUGGACCUGCAAUUAUCAAGGCUGCUUUAUAAUUACAUACAAGUGUCAUAUAGAAUUUCAGAAAGACAGCCAUAAAUUUCCAUUAUGAAUUCAAUCUUAGACAUAUUUCCAAUGUUAUUUAAGGAUUGUUAUUAGCAGAUCCUGCUAAAUUUAUUGAUUCAGAUAAAUUAAUAAGAUUAUGGGUUCAUGAAUCUGAAAGAACAUAUGGUGAUAGACUAGUCUCAAUGGAUAAUCUUAAUACCUAUAAGGCAUUGAUGUUUGAUUUGUUAAAGAAAUAAUUCACCAAAUUCAAUUUCAGUAGAUUCUUUGCAAAAGAUAAUCCUGAAAAUCUGAUCUUCUGUAAUUUCUUAGCUGGUAUUGGUGGUGAUAGAUUUUAUGAUCAGAUGCCAAAUGAUAAAUUGGAACCAGUAAUCACUGAAGCAUUAAAAGAAUAUAAUGAUAACUUUGCUUAUAUGGGAUUAGUAUUGUUCGAAGAUGCUCUUAAACAUGUAUGCAGAAUCACUAGAAUUGUGUUACCACCAGGAGGACAUUCAUUAUUAGUAGGAGUAGGAGGUAGUGGUAAAUAAUCGCUAACUAAAUUGGCUGCAUUCAUUAUGACAUACACACUCUUCAUGAUUACUAUCUCAAGCAAUUAUGGUAUGAAUGAUCUAAGAACUGACUUAUAAUUACUUUACUAGAAAUCAGGUGUCAAAGAUGAACCUAUUAUGUUCUUAUUCAAUGAAGGUCAAAUUACAAACGAGAGAUUCUUAACAUACAUCAAUGAUCUACUAUCUUCAGGAGAAGUGGCAGAACUCUAUAACUCAGAUGAAAAGGAAGUGUUGAUCAAUCAAAUUAGACCUAAAGUAAAGGCUGAUGGUAGACCAGAUACAAGGGAUUCAUGUUGGGGAUGGUUUAUUGAUAAAGUUAGAUAGAAUUUACAUAUGACCUUGUGUUUCUCACCAGUAGGUGAAUCACUCCGUAAAAGAGCUCGUCAAUUCCCUGCUCUUGUCAACUCUACUGUCAUUGAUUGGUUCCAACCUUGGCCUUAAGAUGCUCUCUAUAAUGUUGCUUAACAAUUCUUAAAAGAUAUUGAUGUACCCACAGAUUAAGUUAGAGAGGCUAUUGUUAAAUUCAUGCCAUUCUCAUUCAAAUUAGUUAAUGAUUUAUCAGUCAAAUUGUUAGAAUAAGAAAGAAGAUAUGUCUAUACUACACCUAAAUCAUUCUUAGAAUUGAUCAAAUUAUAUAUUUUCAUGUUGAAGACUAAGAAGGGAAUGCUUGAAAAGAAUAAGGAAAGAUAUGAAAAUGGUCUUAUCAAAUUGAGAUCUACCUAAGCUUUAGUGGCUGAAAUUGAAAUUCAAGUCAAGGAAAAACAAUAAGAAGCUGAAUAAAUUAAGAAUGAAGCUAAUCAAGUAGCUGAAGUUGUUGGGUAAAGAAAAAGCAAAGGCUGA